UGAGUCUAAGCAAGCUGAGGGGACACCUAGCAGGUCGGGAGUAGCUGAGGGGGGAGCUGAAAAGUUAGAUGGAACUAAACCAAGGGACAAAGCUGAACCGAAGACGGAUGAAAGGAAGGUUGCAUUGCCAGCAGGAUCAGAUCCUGAAAAAGGAACCACUCUCAUGAAGGCUGAACAGGAGGCAGGUAAACCAGGUGUGACCAUGCUAGGGAAAACAGCCAUUCUUCCAGAAGCUGAUUCCAAGAAAACGAAGAUAAACACAGAAAAGCCAGUUGAAACUAUGUCCCAAGAGGAAACCAAACCUGAGGAAGCCAAGAGGGAUUUAGGCAUUGGAGGAGGAACCAUGAUCAAGGGGAGAACAGUCACUAAGGAAGCACUUUUUCAAGUGGAGGGGGAGAGAGAUAAGCCUCAGGGAAUCAUUCGAGAAAGUAAAACUACACCAAAGGAAGCUGUUUCCAUGGAGCCAGAAAAGGAAGUAGAGAAACCAGAUGGAACCCUGCCCAAAGGGGAGUCUGCAUCGAAGGAAGAUGUUACCCAGAAAAGUUCUCCUGCUGCCAAAGUUGUUAGACGUCAAAAGCUUGCCACCAUAGAUCCUGUACCCUCACAGGCCACCUCCUUUGAAAUCAAACUCCAUCAAGAAGACUCAAAGAAACCUGAUGGUAAAGCUGAAGGUGCUGCAUCCCAAGAGAUCAAAGCAACUGAUUCUAAUUUGGGCAGAAAAGAAACAAAGAAAUCCAUCCUAACCUUUGCUCUGCCAGUUGAAGAUUGUUCAAAGAAGGUCGAACUAAAUGUUAGCCUACCCACAGAGGUUACUUCUCUGGAACCAAAAGCUUCAAAGAAGGUUGAACCAAAUGUUAGCCUGCCCACAGAGGUCACUUCUCUUGAACCAAAUGCCCAAGAAUCUGAAGUGAGGGAAAUGCGCUUCAAAGUUGCCACUCUCAAGGAAGUUCCAUCUAAGAGAGCAUCACCCAGAAGAACUAGGCCUAGGAAAGCUGCAAGUGAAGAGGUGUCCCAAGAUUCCCCAGUGGGGACUCCAACUAUGACUGGGUCACAGGAUAGCACUGACAUCGCGGUUGAGUUGAAGGAAAGCACAGUUGAUCUUGAAACACAAGCAGAUUUGGUCAUUUUGUCACAAUCUGUUUCCAAGGAGCCACCACUUACCAAGAGGACACUUAAAGAAGUCGCCGAUAAAGAGAAGAUACCAGCAGAGGAAAUCUCACCAAAAGAAGCUCCUCCCACAUGUUUUACACCAAACAAAAUAGCAUCCAAAGAGACUGUGUCUGAAGCAGUUGUGCCGAAGAAAGCUGCUCCAAGCAAGUCACUAACUGAAAAGCUCUCCUCCAAGGAUGCCUCACACAAAGAAACCUCCUCAUCCAAGUUGGCACCAAAUAAGAGUGUGUCACAGAAGGAAGUCAAUACUGAAGAAGCUACACCCAAGGAAUUGUCAUGGAAUAAUGUCCCAACUAAGAAGACCAGACUGGCAGAUGAUGCACUUGUAAAAAAUUCAGCCAAGAAAGUUGCAUGUACACACAAGAAGACUGCAUCUGUUGAAACAACCUUUAAAAGUACCACACCUAUCCUGCAUGAAGAGGUUAAGAAAAUGCCAUCCAUGAAGGCCACACCCAAGAUAACCUCCCCAAAGAAAGGGGCACCUAAGGAUACUACUCCAAAGGAAACAGAAACUAGACGUAUUGCAUCACCUGGUCCAGUUUUGAAGCCUGCUCCAUCAGUUGAUGCGGCAGCUGGUCAGAAUUCCUCUACUACUGCCCUUUCAGCACCAGAUCUCUUAGAUCCUAAAGAUCCAAACUCCAAAACAAUGUCUAUGGAUGCUACAUCAUCCCCUCGUGCUCCAAGGAGAUCAACUCAGUUGACUAAUGUUCAGAAUAAGACAACGCCUCCCAGGACUCAAACAAAACCCCAUGGUAGUCUUCAGCAAAAGGUUUCCAACAAAACCUCUGCAAAGGACAGUGUGCUGGCCAUUUCUUCACAGACAUCUAUUAUCACAGACACUUCAACUAAGGACCAGGACGUAAAGGACAGGACACUACCAGGACAGAAAAACACAAGUCACAAAAUAUCAUCUGAUGAUGCACAGAAGAUGGUGAAGCCACCACCAAAGACUGGUAGUAAUGUAACAUCCACUAAGAGCACAGAAGCUGGCCUUAGUCGGGAUACAUCUAGCAAGAGUGGCAUAGUUAGAGAAGGGAAGCAUGUUGGGAAACCUAAAAGGGAGGAUGCUAAAUCCAGUCCUGCUGCAUCAAAAGGAAAAGAACAACCUCAAUCAGCCAGUCCAGCAUCUUCUGUGCCAGCCGCACCAGACAGCUCGAAACAGGUCACCUUGAAAGUCCAAGAUGCUUAUCCAGUUUCUUCACUCCAAAAGAAGAGUUCAUUGUCAGGUGCCCCUGAAACUGCAACAUUGACCUCAUCCACAAGGAACCCAGAGAUGGUGAAGGAUGCAGGAUGUAAAUCACCUAGGUCACAGAGUGCCUGUCCAAGGCAAAGAAACCCUCAAGAAUUAGAUGUGUCUGCUGAUGUUUCCAUGGAUGAAGACCGAGGAGAGUACAUUGAUGUUGACGAACUGAUGGCUGGUGAAGUCAUCGUCCUGGACGAAGACAGUGAAGACAGUGACCAGGAAAUGGAGAUGACCUACGAUGACGAUGACAUUCUUGUUAUCGAUACCGUGGGUGAGGUCUCAGGCAAUGUCUCGGGAGAUGACGAGGAGGAGGAAGACACAUGGAUCAUGGAGGAUGCGGACGGAGAUGAAGAAGCGGGCUUUGACAUGCCAGAGUUCGGGGAGAUGUUUGCCAUUGAUGAGGUAGGGGGAUCAGAUGACGAGGAGGAAGAAAUGGAAGAUCAAGAUGUGCAUGAAGUGGAUUGGUGGGAGGUACUAUCUGAAGCAGAAGAGGAUUGAACGCAUCUAUUUGUUGUCUGCGUCUGCUAGCUGUCAGAUUUGUAGAAAUCCUACCCUGUUUUACAUGAAACUUGGCAAAUUCUCCACUAUUAACAGGGAAAACUUGGACCGUGGUGGACAUGUUUGGGUCAAAGAAUGCACAUCCAUUCAGAAUUUAACUAUAUUAAUUGGAGGGGAAUUGUUAAUAUGCUACUUGGUAUGAAACAAAUUGGGAUUGUCACCUCAUUUGCUUUAUUCCUUAAAAGACACAACCAUGUGGAAUUGAAAUCGAGUUUGUAUUAUACAUGUACAUACAUGCAUGCACAUGUACACUGUACAUAAUAUGCUGACUUUAGUCAUGCACCUGUACACACCUUUAAUACUGGAAUAUGCUUGAGACAUUGCUCAUGGCUUUGCUUCGUGUACAAGACACUAGAUGCUUGACCUUUCUACUAGAGGUGAAUUACAUGUAUGCAAGUGGAAAGUUUGAAACAUUGUGAGUCAUGUAAUUUACAUAUAUGUUAAUAAAUAUGCUGGUCUAACAUGUACAUGUAAAAUGUUGAUAAUGGGAGGCAUUUACAGUAUGUACGUGUACUUGUAAAUAUGUUCAUUUUUAUGGGCCUGUGUGUAUAUAAAGUCAGCUCACAUGUUUAGGAUGUUUACAGUGUUACCUCAGAUAAGUUGGAUCCAGUGAGACCAACCGAUUUUAUCCGACUUAGGCACAAAUCCGACUUACGUGAAGAAGACCAAAUGUAUUAUAUAGUCAUUGUGACCAGCCAUAUAACGGCGGCAGCCCACAAAAAAUAUGAAAUAAAGUAAUAUCGUGAUGGUUCUAAUGUCAAACAUCAUUUCAUUUCCGCACUACGUAUGUUGUACAAAGAAAAUCACGGCUUGUGUCGCUGAUUGUGCCACACAAGUUGAUACCUUGAGUGUUGCCAUCACAAGGUACCUGUACUUCGGUAGCUGUACUUAGCCCAGCCACUUUGUCCAAUAAAAAUGCAGUCUGUGAUCACAUGGGCACAUAGACUUUUUUCCAGCCAGAAAUCAAGUUCAUUCAUGGAGUAUGGCAAUGGGGGUGGAGCAUGACAUGGAGCUCAAGCCAAGGUUAUAGGCUGCUACUCGAAAGUACAAUGUGUACAUGCGCAUCCCAUGUGAUGUGGUAUUGCAGAUAUCGCUGUGAAAACCCAGUGAAACCGGUGCCAAAAUGAUUGAUUUGGACAGGAAAAUACCGAAUGUUCCCCAAAUCCCAGUGGUUACUGGAAUGAAUAAAUGUAUGAAAAUUAUUUUUUGUAAAUCCGACUAAAAGAGGUAAAACACAUGUUCUAAGCAAUUUUAUCCGAGGUAAGCAAAAAUCCGAUUUAAACGAAUCUGACUUAUCUGAGGUGUACUGUAUUUAACUUGAAACUGUUGAUUUGUUGGAUGAAAUCCGUCAGAUUCACUAAAGCCGCUCAUCUGGAAAAAUUUAACCAAACGAUUUGUUGAAUUCAAAAACAAAAUCAAACUACAUGUAUUAUGAUGAAAACAAUUGAUUAAAAUAAAUUUCAAACAAAAAGUUGUAAGUAUGCAUUUCUUGCGGCGUUGGAAUAAUGAAUUCACCAAAACUUGGUGUGAAAUAUCUGGUACUUUAUAGUCUUAUUGUUAUUUUAAUUGGGUUAUCUGAGUGUUAUACAUGCACACACAUAGUUUUAUACUGUCCAUACAUAUGCAUGUAGAAUGUGUGUACAGUUCUAGCGUUUUAUGCUGUGUUUUGUCAUUUACAUGGAUAUUCUUCCCUGUUACUGUAAAGAGCUUGUAGUUUCCUUGCGUUAGAUUAACACUGGUGUUAGGAUAUUCAAAAUACGAUUUGGACUGUGUUAAGGUUUCUCGACAUAGCAAAACUGGAUAAAGGAACCAUUGUUAUGAUGUGAAACACAAUAAAUUUGGACAGAAAGCA
Acanthaster planci (crown-of-thorns starfish) is the source of this 4823-nucleotide messenger RNA. RefSeq lists its product as uncharacterized. NCBI's taxonomy places the organism in Eukaryota, Metazoa, Echinodermata, Asteroidea, Valvatida, Acanthasteridae. Gene Ontology annotation, molecular function: nucleic acid binding; zinc ion binding. The record is from RefSeq and is a predicted model, not a curated record. Gene Ontology annotation, cellular component: nucleus.